Wasmannia auropunctata (little fire ant) is the source of this 1038-nucleotide messenger RNA. RefSeq names its product glutaredoxin-related protein 5, mitochondrial (gene Grx5). The transcript is spliced from 3 exons. The record is from RefSeq and is a predicted model, not a curated record. Lineage: Eukaryota; Metazoa; Arthropoda; Insecta; Hymenoptera; Formicidae. Bases 193 to 612 code for a protein of 139 amino acids.
AAUAUAAAACAGCUGAUAGCGUGGGGCAGACCGCAGACGGGCAGUGUGUACAUAACCUGCUCUCCGAUAUAACCUUUUUGCGUUGCAUGUCGCAUUUCACCUUUAAAUAAGGUCUAAGCCGUCUAAGUUAGAGGUCUUAAAAGAUCUAAGUUAAUUGCGAAAGUGUUCUGUAACUAUAUAAUAGAUCAAGACAUGUUUCGUUUUGGAGCCAAACGUUUGUUUAUUAGUAGAAAUUUUAGUGCGAAAUUUAAUGAUAUCAGCAAUCUUGUUAAGAAAAAUAAGAUAGUCGUCUUUAUGAAAGGCGUUCCAGAAGAGCCAAGAUGUGGGUUCAGCAAUGCAGUAGUUCAGAUAUUACGUGUACACGGCGUUACUUAUGAUGCUCACGAUGUUCUUAAAGAUGAGAAACUUAGACAAGGCAUAAAAGACUUUUCUAAUUGGCCUACAAUACCCCAAGUAUUUAUAAACGGUGAUUUCAUGGGCGGCUGUGACAUACUCUUAGAAAUGCAUAAGAAUGGUGAGCUUAUCGAGGAAUUGAAAAAAGCUGGAAUUACUAGUGCUCUUUUGGAAAAAGGAGAAUCUUCUCAAAGUGAUGUCAACAAGUCUAAAGAAUAAAUUUUGUUUUAAUUCUGUAAAUAAACAACUAUGUUUUGUAUGGAUAGUAAGAUAGUCGUGUUUUGUUCUAAACAUUUUUGUUAAUUAAAUAUAUGUUUGAGCAAAUAACCUGAAAUUUAAAAUAAUAGUACAGAAAAGGAGCUGUAAGGAGUUGGCAUGGUAAACAGUGUGCAUAAGAUUUCAAACUUGUAGUAAUAUAAAUGUGAAUAACAACACAUAAUAACUUUACAAAUGUUUCAACUCCGUCUGUUUCGCUAUACUGAGAGGAUGGCUCAAAACAUUUGUAAAGUUAUUUAUAUUACUUGAAACUUUCUAAAAUUUGCUGUUUACAGUGUCGACUCCUUAUAAUCCUUUUUUCGUAAUAUUUUCGUUAAGUAUAAUUUUAACUACAAAAUGUAAUGCAAAUAUAUGAAUGUUUAUCCAGUA